UUCAUCCUAGUCAACCGCCGGCCAUUUAGAGUUGACUCUAAAUAGCACAACACCUUUCCCUUUCCUCUUCAGCAGCAUAAAUAUUAUGCUAGGCCUACCGAACAUUCAAGCAAAGAGAUGUUGAUUAACUCUUAAUUUUCUUGCAAUUUCAUAGCAGAAGCAACCUAACGAUGGCUUCCUCAAGCAUUCAAAGAGCCUCUUCAUCUUCAACUUCCAUUCCUCAAUGGAAAUAUGAUGUUUUCUUGAAUUUUAGAGGUGAAGACACUCGGGAGAAUUUCACAGAUCAUCUCUAUACAGCUUUAGUUGAGAGAGGAAUUCACACCUUUAGAGAUGAUGAAGAAAUUGAAAGAGGAAGUAAGAUUACACCAAAACUUUUGAAAUCUAUUGAAGAGUCAAGAUUUUGCAUGGUGGUUUUCUCAAAAAGUUAUGCUCAUUCAACAUGGUGUCUAGAGGAACUUGUCAAGAUCAUUGAGUGUGUGAAAGAAAAUGGGCAAACAAUUAUCCCAAUUUUCUACCAUGUAGAUCCAUCAGAUGUACGAAGACAGAAAGGAAGUUUUGAAGAAGCAUUUGUUAAUCUUGAAAGGCAAAACGAGAAAAAGGCAAAGAGGUGGAGAGCUGCCUUAAGGAAAGCGAGCAAAAUCUCUGGAUGGCAUAUAAAGAAUGGGUAUGAAUCCGUGUUUAUUAAGAAAAUUACCAAUGAUAUUUGUAAACGAUUGAAUUGUAAGAUUCUACAUGUGGGUGAGAACAUAGUUGGAAUGGAUUUUCAUUUGGACAAUCUUAAAUCACUUAUAAACAUUACGUUGAAUGAAGUUCGCAUGAUUGGGAUCUAUGGAAUUGGUGGAAUUGGUAAGACUACCAUUGCCAAAGUUGUUUGUAAUAGUAUCUCAUAUCAAUUUGAUGGUAGUAGCUUUCUUGAAGAUGUCAGAAAAACUGGAAAUUAUUGUGGUGUACUUCAAUUACAACAAAGACUUCUUCAAGAUAUCCUAAGAGGAAGAGAUAUGAAAUUACAUAAUAUUGAUGAAGGAAUCAAUGUGAUAAAGGACAGACUGCGGUCAAAAAGGGUUCUAGUUGUUGUUGAUGAUGUGGAUAAUUUAUGCCAAUUAGAAUACAUAGUUGGAAAGCAUGAUUGGUUUUGUCCAGGGAGUAGAAUCAUCAUAACAACUAGAGAUAAACAUUUGCUAGAUGUUCAUGGAGUGGAUGAAACAUAUGAAGUUAAAGAGUUAAAUUAUGAAGAAUCUAUUGAGCUUUUUAGGCGGUAUGCCUUUAAGCAAAGUCUUCCUAAAGAUGAUUACAAGAAUCUCUUGAAUCGUGCUAUAGAUUAUGCUAAAGGGCUUCCAUUAGCACUUAAAGUUUUAGGUAUCUUUCUUUUUAGCAAGACAAUACCUGAAUGGGAAAGCUCAUUAUGCAAACUAGAAAGAAAACUUCAUAUGGAUAUCCAGAGUGUCCUUAAAAUAAGUUUUGAUGGACUAGAUGAUGUGGAGAAGGAAAUAUUUCUUGAUAUAGCAUGUUUUUUUAAGGGGAAAGACAAAGAUUUUGUUUCAAGAAUUUUAGAUGGCUGCAAUUUCUAUGUGGAGAGUGGAAUUAGAGUUCUUGUUGAUAAGUGUCUCUUAACUGUUUCAAACAAUAAAUUGGAUAUGCAUGAUUUGUUACAACAUAUGGGUUGGGAAAUUGUUCGAGGCCAAUGCUUGAAAGAACCUGGAAGAAGGAGCAGACUAUGGGAAGGUGAGGAUAUCUAUCACGUGUUGACAAGAAAUACAGGGACAAAAGAAAUUGAAGGGAUUAUCCUAGACAUGUCUACAUCGAAACAAAUACAAUUCAGUACCAAGGCUUUCAAAAGGAUGAAGAGACUUAGAUUGCUCAAAGUCCAUCAAGAUGCUCAAUAUGACUCUAUGGUGAAAUAUUGCAAAGAUGUGCACGUUCCUAAAGGGCACCUUCCUGAAGACUUUACAUUUCCUUCUUAUGAUUUAAGAUAUCUCCAUUGGGAUGGAUACCCACUGAAAUCCUUGCCAUUAUGUUUUCAUGUGGAGAACCUAGUUGAACUCAGCUUGCAAAGUAGCCGCAUAGAGAAACUUUGGGAUAAGAAGGUAUGAUUACUAAUUUGGCUAUAUUUAAA
Messenger RNA from Vitis riparia (riverbank grape), 2113 nucleotides. Its product is annotated as disease resistance protein RUN1-like. Gene Ontology annotation, molecular function: ADP binding. The transcript is spliced from 3 exons. Gene Ontology annotation, biological process: defense response; signal transduction. NCBI's taxonomy places the organism in Eukaryota, Viridiplantae, Streptophyta, Magnoliopsida, Vitales, Vitaceae. The coding region runs from base 171 to 2090 and encodes 639 amino acids. The record is from RefSeq and is a predicted model, not a curated record.